AAUCAAAUCAGUUUGACAUUUACAAAAUGAACUUUUUCCGUGCAGCAUCGCGUACCUCUAAUCUUUUGCGCCCGGCGGUGAAUGCUCGAGCCCAUGGUCCCAUGUGGGCACGUUGGCUGUCGGAUGCUUUGCGCCAGCAGCUCGAUAAAGAUGUCAAGUCAAAGGACGUUGUACUGUUUAUGAAGGGCACGCCUGACCAGCCAAUGUGCGGUUUCAGUCGUGCUGCUGUACAGAUUAUGCAAGUCCAGGGAGUUGACUUUUCGAAGGUGCAAACAUUCAACGUAUUGGAAGAUCCCGACUUGCGACAGGGUGUCAAGGAAUACUCAGAAUGGCCCACGAUUCCUCAGGUGUACAUCAAGGGCGAGUUUGUUGGUGGCUGUGAUAUCCUGCUCAACAUGCACCAGUCUGGCGACUUGGAAGAUUUGUUGAUAAAAGAGGGUAUUGUGCCGGAAGAAGUGGCCGGUGAGCAAUAAAUAAAGCGCUCCCGUGAUAUGUGUUUUUUUCGCAAUCCUUUAGAAUUUUCGGCUGAAGAAGAAAAAGAGCUAGUGAAAUUAAUAAGAAAAAGAGUGAAAUUGGCAUGUUGCAUGUUUGUUUUACCACAAAAAGAAGCUCUAAUCUGCCGGACUGUUAAUGCCCUGCCUGAACUGUUUGUUAUACAAGUUUUUUUUCAAUAUAUAUAUAAUAUACACAGCGCACACCGUCGUGU
Molecule: messenger RNA, 706 nt
Organism: Zychaea mexicana
Lineage: Eukaryota; Fungi; Mucoromycota; Mucoromycetes; Mucorales; Lichtheimiaceae
Product: thioredoxin-like protein
Exons: 4
Coding region: 27-473 (148 amino acids)
Source: RefSeq, a predicted model, not a curated record